This is a messenger RNA of Aricia agestis (brown argus), 2731 nucleotides long. RefSeq lists its product as uncharacterized. The record is from RefSeq and is a predicted model, not a curated record. Gene Ontology annotation, biological process: DNA integration. Gene Ontology annotation, molecular function: nucleic acid binding. The coding region runs from base 170 to 2392 and encodes 740 amino acids. The transcript has a single exon. NCBI's taxonomy places the organism in Eukaryota, Metazoa, Arthropoda, Insecta, Lepidoptera, Lycaenidae.
CGAUAAUUAUCAUCAUAAAACAUUAGGGUUGGGAUGGCAUAAUGGAUCUGAUCAGUUAUUUUACCAGACUAAAUUUAAUAAUAUAUUUAAAGAAACCAUAACAAAGCGUAUUAUACUGUCAUAUUCGUCUCAAAUUUUUGAUCCACUUGGAUUAUUAAGUCCAACAGUAAUGAUUGCGAAGGUUUUAUUGCAAAGAUUAUGGCUCUUAAAAUUAGGCUGGGAUGAACAAGUUCCCCGUGAUAUCGCACAAAUUUGGAUUAGAUUCGUCGAUAAUUUAAUUAAUUUACAGAAUAUUCGCAUUCCUCGUUAUGUUGCAAGUGACAACCCUGACCGUUUAGAGUUACAUAUUUUUACCGAUAGUUCUCUUACCGCGUACGGCGCGUGCGCUUAUGUACGCACUAUUAAUACAGACAAUAGUGUUUCUGUUAGAUUAUUAUGUGCGAAAGGAAAGGUCGCCCCGACUAAACCCAUAAGUAUUCCUAGGCUCGAAUUGUGCGGCGCCCUAGUUGGAGCCCGGCUGUACUCAAAAAUAAUUAAUUCGUUGCGCAGUAGUUUCGAUAGAGUAGUAUUUUGGACUGACUCGACUAUUGUGUUAGGAUGGCUCCACAUGUCACCUAACUUGCUUAAAACGUUUGUCCAGAACCGAACUGUUGAAAUUCAGGAAUUAACUAGUACUGCCUCGUGGCGUCACGUGAGAGGAGAACAUAAUCCAGCUGACCUGAUCACUCGCAGUCGCAAUUUAGACGACCUUUGGGGCACCGCCAUGUGGUGGGAUGGACCUCAGUUUCUUCACGAUAUUAAUAUUGACUUUAAUUCGGAGUCCUAUAACACCUCAAAUUUACCAGAGUUGAAAUCUGUUGCAACAGUCACCUUGACUGUUAGUCAGGAUGCUGGAGUGUGGUUUCCAUUUCAGAGGUUCUCGCAGUUUAAUAGAAUGAAGCGUACUAUGGCGUACUUACUACGGUUUGUUUAUAACGCGCGCAAUAAACCGAGUGAGAGGCACACGGGCGCGUUCGAUGUAUCUGAAAUAAAUGAAGCCGAACUAUCCCUCGCUAGACUGUCGCAGUAUGAGUCAUAUCGAGACGUAUACGAUUGUUUGUCGAAGAAACAAUCAUUAAAAAAUAUGCACGCUAGUUUAACCAAGUUAAAUUUAUUUCUCGACGAAUCUAAUUUGAUAAGGGUAGGAGGACGUUUAGAAAAUUAUUCCGAAUUUAACUUUAAUAAAAAACACCCGAUUUUAAUUUCAGGUAGACAUCAUUUUGCUCUAUUACUAUUUCGUUAUGAGCACCGCAGGCUUUUACAUGCGCCGCCACAAGCGUUAGUAUUUGCUUUGAGGGAUUCUUGGUGGCCUGUCAGAGCGCGAGAUUUAGCCAGGAAGGUCGUUCAUGAGUGUGUCACAUGCAGACGAAUGCGCGGUCAAACAUUAACGCCUAUAAUGGGCAACCUUCCACGGGAACGCCUUCAACCAGGUUACCCAUUUUUAUAUUGCGGCGUCGAUUACGCUGGCCCAGUGCUCAUACUAAACCGUAAAGGGAGAGGAGCUAAAUCUAUUAAAUCAUACAUAUGCUUAUUCGUAUGUUUUGUAACGCGUGCGGUUCACCUGGAGCUGGUGAGUGAUCUCUCAUCUGAUGCUUACCUGCUGUCAUUAAAACGUUUCAUUUCGCGCCGAGGUAAACCGGCCGAAAUUUUCAGUGAUAACGGCAAAAAUUUUGUUGGUUUAAUGAACGACUUUUCAAAAUUCCUUUCAAGUAUAUCAGGAGAAAUUAAAGAUUACGCAUUAUCUCAAAAUAUUAAAUUUCGAAUGAAUCCUCCGUAUGCUAGUCAUUUCGGUGGUUUAUGGGAAGCGGGGGUUAAAAGUUGCAAAUAUCACUUGCGACGAACCGUAGGCAAUGCACGAUUGACUUUUGAAGAGCUCAGUACAGUGUUGACUCAAAUCGAGGCUGUCCUGAACUCCAGGCCCUUGUCUCCGAUGUCAAGUGACCCACACGAUCUUUUGCCCCUAAGUCCGGCACACUUCUUGGUCGGCCGCCCAUUGACUUCGCCAGUGUUCGCUGACCUGCACGACAUCCCCGACCAUCGAUUGACACGAUACCAGAGAAUCGAAAAAAUCCGUCAGCAUUUUUGGACUCGAUGGUCACGCGAAUACGUCUCUGAACUGCAAUCUCGAUCCAAGUGGAGAUUCCAGACUGACGACCUCAAAGAGAAUACACUUGUCAUCAUCAAAGAAGAUAACUUGCCCCCAUUGAAAUGGUGCCUUGGGCGCAUAAUCAAGACAUACCCAGGAAAGGACGGUGUCUCCAGGGUCGCCGAGAUAAAAACAGCAACGACAACGGUCCGACGCGCGUUCUCCAAAAUUUGCCCGCUUUUGGAGAUUGAAGCAUCUUCAUCGUAAUAUUCAUCUAUUGGAAACCUAGGGUUUCCAAGGCCGGGAGUAUGGAUAUAAACUGUGCAUGUAUCUGUCAUUGAACUUUUUACUUAAUCUGUGCUGUAUAGUGCAACCAAUAAACACUUACUUAAAAGUGACAUUUGAGUGCUCCCAUUGGCUAUUGAUGUGACGUCAGGACGUUUGACAAGUGCAAUUUUCUAUUCUAAAACUUUUACGCGGCAAGUGCAGCCAUAUUUUUUUUCACGCACGUGCGAACUCGCAAUAAGUUUAGCAAAAGUUACAAAAGUGCAUCACAUUCAAGACAAUAUCAAGAAAGUAAGCUUCAGGUAGCCUGCUUCAUACGCG